Exophiala dermatitidis NIH/UT8656 is the source of this 1629-nucleotide messenger RNA. Its product is annotated as MFS transporter, SP family, general alpha glucoside:H+ symporter. Gene Ontology annotation, molecular function: carbohydrate:proton symporter activity. Gene Ontology annotation, biological process: transmembrane transport; carbohydrate transport. The transcript is spliced from 2 exons. Lineage: Eukaryota; Fungi; Ascomycota; Eurotiomycetes; Chaetothyriales; Herpotrichiellaceae. Bases 1 to 1629 code for a protein of 542 amino acids. Gene Ontology annotation, cellular component: membrane. The record is from RefSeq and is a predicted model, not a curated record.
AUGGCGUCAAAGAUGGAUGAUGUGGCACAUGUUGAGGCUCACAGCCACCACACAGAAAAGGAGGAUACGCUUUCGACCGUUGGAAAAGGCACUGGCGAUGCUCAACAAGCCAACUUGAAUGAACACACAACGACAGUCAGGCAGGCACUGAGGGCCUACCCGUGGGCAGUGUUCUGGACGCUUCUUGUGUCCAUGUCCAUCAUCAUGGAAGGCUACGACACGCAGCUGAUGCCGUCCUUCUUCGGCUUUACAUCCUUCCGAAACCAGUUCGGCGAGUACUCGAACGUGUCAAAGGACUUUCAAAUCGCCGGCAAAUGGCAAUCUGCUCUGGGAAGCGGUGCCCAAGCAGGCUGUAUUGUUGGCGCCACUCUCAACGGCUGGAUGAUCCACCGCUGGGGUUACAAGGUUGUGUUUAUGUUCGGGUUGAUCUUGAUGAACGGGUUCAUCUUCAUCAGCUUCUUUGGCAAGAGCAUUGAACUACAAACAGUCGGUCAGGUGCUGUGCGGGGUUUGCUGGGGUAUCUUCGCCACGAUUGGGCCUGCGUAUGCGUCUGAAUUAUGUCCGAUGGCGUUCCGGCCCUACAUGACGGCCUACACCAACAUGUGCUUUGCCAUCGGUCAGUUCGUUAGUGCCGGUGUCCUGCAAAGUCUGUUGCACCGCGAGGACGAGUGGUCGUACAGAAUUGCCUACGCAGUGCAGUGGAUCUGGCCAGCACCAUUGAUGCUCGUUGCGUGGUUCAUGCCCGAAUCUCCAUGGUGGCUUGUACGACAAGGCAAGAUGGACCAAGCGGAGCACAGCUUGAAGAGACUGAUGGCGGAACACGAGAAGCCGCAAGCCAAGAACGUGCUGGCCAUGAUUGCGCACACCAACGAGAUCGAACUCGAGACCACCAAGGGCAGCAACUACUUGGACUGUUUCAGAGGUUACGACCUGCGCCGCACUGAAGUCGCCUGCGUCGUCUUUGCCGGCCAAGUCUUGUCGGGCUCGCAAUUCGCCUACAGCGGCACCUAUUUCUUCGAACAAGCCGGCAUGAGCCCCGAUGACGCCUAUAAGCUGGGUCUGGGAGGCACUGCCGUUGCCUUUGUGGGCACGAUUUUGUCUUGGUUCCUCAUGCGCGUUGCCGGCCGCCGCACCAUCUACAUCGGCGGCAUGACCUCCAUGUGCAUUUGUUUGUUGAUCAUCGGCUUCUUGACCCUCGACAAGCACAGCUCGUCCAUGUGGACCCAGUCGGCCUUUUGUAUCUUGUGGCUCUUUUCGUUUUCCUUGUCCGUCGGCCCCAUCGGAUGGGCCAUCCCCGCCGAAGUCAGCUCGACACGCCUCCGCUCCAAGACUGUGAGUUUGGCUCGAAACGCCUACUAUGUCGUCCAGAUCAUCGCCAACGUCAUCGAACCCUACUUUAUGAACCCGGACGAGCUCAACUGGAAGGGUUAUACUGGCUUCUUCUGGUUCGGUACCGCUUUCCUCACUCUAGUUUGGGCCUUCUUCAGACUCCCCGAAACUCGAGGUCGGACCUACGAAGAACUCGAUCUUAUGUUCGCGGCCAAGGUUCCGACCAGGAAAUUCGCAAAGUACCACGUUGAUGCCUACGAUGAAUCGCGACAUGUCUCGGACAGGGUCGUCGAGAACUAG